Messenger RNA from Neurospora crassa OR74A, 1317 nucleotides. RefSeq lists its product as hypothetical. The record is from RefSeq and is a predicted model, not a curated record. Bases 239 to 1120 code for a protein of 293 amino acids. NCBI's taxonomy places the organism in Eukaryota, Fungi, Ascomycota, Sordariomycetes, Sordariales, Sordariaceae. The transcript has a single exon.
GCCGGCCGUCAGUGGCCUUUCCUUUCUACUCUCCUUCCCUUCUUCCCUCCGUUUUCCGCAGCAAUCGGGAUUCAUAUGUCCAUCGCCAGCAUCAUCUGAGCCGGUGUUGCAGAACCCGCCGCGACGGCGGUUCGCCCCUCUUGUAUACUUAGUUGUAUUCCAUCACUUAUACGGCUCUGUCCGACCCGAGGUCAUUCAUUUUCCCCGUUGAUUGAUUCGUUUAGGUAGCAACCCAAUCAUGACCGAAUCCCGUUCAUUCGCAUUGCGCAAGACACCACCGCUGACGCGGUCCAACCUUUGGAUAUCUCGCUUGUCCUUCCUCGCCCUCCAUGUUCUCUACUGCGCCACCGCAACCCAUGCUGCCACAACCACAGUCUGGGCCACCCCUCACGACAGCUACUCCUCCUCGAUCGGCGUUCUCGGCUGCAAAGUCGAUACCGACCGCAUCGCUUAUUGGCCCGGUUCGGUCGACUGCAACAACCUCUGCGUCUCUCUCUCCUACGGCGACCGUACCGUGAAGCUCCUGCGCGUUGACCAAUCCCAGGGCGCUCACGACAUCAGCUACGAUGCCUGGAACUAUCUUGUCACGGGCCACGGGGCCAACGAUCGGCCGGCCGUCGGUGGGCCCAUCGAGAUGCAGGCGGAGGAGUUGGACGCUUCCGAGUGCAAGGACUUGAUCCACACAGAGGGACACAAGCUUCCGCUGUCGGCGGCCAACAGCAUGAACUUCUUGGCGAGCUGCCUCGACCACAAGGACGGCAGCUGGGUGGGCGCAAACCACAUUCUUUACAACAUUCUCGACUCGAUUUGCACGUGGGGAUAUGACGAGCCGUGCGAGCUGAACUGGCCAAGUGAGAACCAAGCUCAGUGCAAGCAUGCUUUGGGCACGCCGAACCCGCUGAAGGAUGAUCCCGUCUACGAUAUCAAGUAUCCUUCGGGCAAUAAGGUUAUCGCUGGGUCGGGAGAGGUGGUGAAGAAUGGAGGGACUCCGUGGGGCGAUGUGGGAGGGACUGGCCAGGAGAAUGCCGCUGCGGGAGGUCAGAUUGUGAGCAGCUCGGCGACACUUUUGAUUGUUUGGAUCAUGACCCUUAUGAGCUGCGGGGCUUUAUGUUGGGUCUGACGAUGCUUCGUUUCGUACGAGUUGGAUAGUUGGCGGGCUUUGUUUGCUUCGAUUCUUGAGAUACCCCCUUUAGCACGUUUCGGAAUGGAUUUGUUGUUUUCUUUCCUUGGUUGAGUUGGCUCUGGGAUUUCACUACACAUCUGUUCGGUCACAAAUCAGCGGAAACCGAGAUAACACCUUCCACCGGCGGCACCGUG